UUCUAAUGUCGCCAAACACCGGCCAUUCCAGAUGCGUCGUACAGCAAACCCAGUGCCUGUAUGUCCUGUUAGCAUUAGCCGCUAGCUUUGUUGUCAUAUGUGGAAGCAGAAAGGAUGGAUGGCACCGAGGGUGACAGUCUGGAGGUGAGCAUGGAGGUGGAGGGCUGGGACUCGAGUUUGGAGGAGGAGCUGGGCAUUUCGCUGGUGGAGCUGAAGCAGUGGAUCGACGAGGCAGUGGAGAAGAGUGAGAUGGUGCAGAAGAAGAAAGCCGAUCUGCACGAGCUUCAAGAAUGGGUGGAGAAGAAAGAGAAGGAAAAUGCAGUGGUUGAAUCGCUGCUUAAAGAUGCCAGUCAAUCUUUACUUGAAUGUGAGAAGUUGGUGAAGGAGACGUACGAACAGAAUGGCCUGGUGUAUGUGGAGAGCAGUUCAGAGGAGGAGGGUUUGGGAGGAGAGCCGCUGUCCUCUGAGGUCAUUGAGAUUGACGAUGACGACGAUGACGAUGUUAUUGCUGUGGGCUGUUUGGUUCCUCCCAAGUCACCUGCACUUACUUCACCGAUGAAAGAUACCUCAGCAGCUCUGCAGAAAACUUCUCAACAAGUUCAGGAGUUAGUACAGUUUGUCAGCAAGUCAGCUUUAGGACCUCCCCCGGGCAGGCAGUCAGGCCAGGUUCACCCUCAGGCGCCUCCAGUGAUCGUGUCCCAGAUCUCGUCUCAGUCGGUGCCGCAGCCAAACCACUCAAACAUCAAAGAGUACGAGCUCAAAGUGGGGAUGGUUGUGCUGGGGAAGAAACGCACCAAGAUCUGGCACAACGGGACCCUCGUCGCCAUACAGCCGUCGGGAGUGGAUGGUGUUGAAAAGUUUAAAGUGAAGUUUGAUAAAGGCAAAAGUCUUCUCUCUGGAAAUCACAUCGCUUUCACCUUCAACCCGAUCCUGGAAAACCUCUAUGUCGGAGCUCGUGUUGUGGCCAAGUACAAGGACGGGAACUCGGAGUGGCUUUAUGCUGGCAUCGUCGCUGAAAUGCCCAGUACCAAGAAUCGUAUGCGAUUCCUGAUAUUCUUUGAUGACGGUUAUGCUUCAUACGUAGGAUUGCGAGAUCUCUUUCCAGUGUGUCGACCAUUGAACCGCACAUGGGAGGACAUUGAGGACGCUUCAUGCCGAGACUUCAUUGAGGAGUACAUCACUGCGUAUCCCAGCAGGCCCAUGGUGCUUCUGAAAGUGGGACAGAUCAUUAAAACUGAAUGGGAGGGCACCUGGUGGAAGAGCAGGGUCGAGGAGGUGGAGGGAAGCUUGGUUAAAAUCUUAUUCUUGGAUGAUAAAAGGAGUGAGUGGAUCUACAGAGGCUCCACACGUUUGGAACCGAUGUUUAAUCUGAGAAUGACCACGGCCAACACACAAGAGAAGAAGCUGGCUGGACUGCAGAGGUCUCGCCCCAACAUGGGUGCAUUGAGGACUAAGGGCCCUGUGGUUCAGUACACCAGUGAGGGUGCAGUGGGAGCCUCUCCGGUCAAAGCUCCGCAGCCCACAUUAAACCCGCCCUCACAAACCCAGAUGCCCUCCCUUCCUGCGCUUAUCACGCCUCCACAACUAAUAACUCAAACCUCUCCACAAAAGAGCCCUCAGCCUGCACAACCUCCGCGUGUCGAUUCGAAGCAUCAAAUGGCAAAGAAAAGCACGUCUCCGUUUGUCCCCGGGGUUGGAGGCACUCAUGCUUCUAAAGUUUUGCAGUCAAUGUCUCUAUCCAGCCCUCCCAGCAGCCUCUCAGGGUCAAGAUUGUUAAGUCCUCCGUCUACGUUCCAGCGCCCUCAGCCCAUCCUGCCCUCCUCUCCUCCCAUGAGCCACGCAGUCACCACCAUCCCGCAGCAGCCCUCCUACCGCGCCCCCACAGAUCGCAUCUUCUAUUUUGCACACACCUGUCAAUUAUCCUGCCUCAAUCGGGUCAGACCCACAAAACUGGACUUUUACAGAGGAAAGAACCCCCUCCUCGUACCUCUGCUGUACGAUUUUAGACGUAUGACUGGGCGCCGUAAAGUUAAUAGAAAGAUGUCGUUCCAUGUUAUUUAUAAAGCUCCGUGUGGGUUGUGUCUGAGGACCAUGGCAGAGAUCGAGAAGUACCUUUUCCUGACAUCGUGUGACUUCAUCUUUCUGGAGAUGUUUUGUUUGGACCCGUAUGUUCUGGUGGACAGGCCGUUCCACCCUCAGAGACCCUUUUAUUACAUCCCUGACAUUACCCGAGGCAAAGAGGACGUGCCGCUGUCCUGUGUCAACGAGAUCGACUCCACGCCUCCUCCUAAAGUCGCAUACAGUAAAGAGAGAAUUCCUGAAGACGGUGUCUCUAUUAAUACCAGUUCAGAGUUCCUGGUUGGAUGUGACUGUACUGAUGGAUGUCAAGACAAAUCCAAAUGUUCCUGUCACCAGCUCACCCUGCAGGCGACGGCGUGUACUCCAGGGGCACAGAUCAAUCAAAACGCAGGAUAUUUGCACAAAAGACUUGAAGAAUGUUUGCCCACUGGAAUUUAUGAGUGUAAUAAGAUGUGCAAGUGUUCGCAUCAAAUGUGCACGAACAGACUGGUGCAGCACGGCCUUCAAGUCCGUCUGCAGCUUUUCAAAACACAGAACAAAGGCUGGGGCAUCCGCUGCCUGGACGAUGUGGCAAAAGGCUCAUUUGUUUGUAUUUAUGCAGGAAAAAUAUUGACAGAUGAUUUUGCGGACAAAGAGGGUUUGGAGAUGGGGGACGAGUACUUUGCUAAUCUGGAUCACAUCGAGAGUGUGGAAAACUUCAAAGAGGGAUAUGAAAGCGAGGCUCACUGCUCCGACAGUGAAGGCAGCGGCGUGGACGUGUCCCGAAUGAAAUCCCAGCCCUCUGCUGUGACAUCCAACCCGGCGGGACGAUCUUCACAGAAAGGUAAAGGAUCGAGCUCGUCUGGAGACAGCAGCGACGGGAACGACAAGGAGUCAAAGAGCGACGACGAGAGCGACAGUUCAGACGAUACGUUUGUGAAAGAAAACUACUUCAACUCAAGCUCAGUGUGGAGGAGCUACACCACCCGCCAGGCUAAAGGCAAGGAGGGGAGUCAGGACAGUAAAGAUGAGAUGAGCACAAAAAAACCCAAAGGAGCAGAGAACAAACCCCCAGCGAUGCCCGAGGAGACGGGGAAGAGCAAAGUGGCCUCAUGGCUCACCAGCCAAGGUCUUAAGAAGGAUUCUGGAGACGGCAAAAGUGAAGUGAAACCUGAAGCAAAAAAGCAGGAUGUCAUGACUCUGUCGGACAGUGACGAUGUUCAGACCAUCAGCUCCGGGUCAGAUGAAAAAGAGAAAGAGAAAAUCACUGUGACCAAGAAGCAGGUUGCUGUCAAAUCCACCAGAGGCAUCGCCCUGAAGACGAGUCACGGGAUGAUGGUGAAGAGCGGCGCGGGCGGGGCAGAGGCGGCGGGGGGUCAGGGAGGAAAACAACAAACAGCAGGGGGCAAAGACAGCGGACCCCGAAAUACACGCUCUUUCUUUGACGGAGAGGAGUCCUGUUAUAUCAUCGACGCCAAGCUGGAAGGCAAUCUCGGGCGUUACCUCAAUCACAGCUGCAGUCCAAACCUUUUUGUCCAGAAUGUGUUUGUGGACACACACGACCUGCGCUUUCCCUGGGUGGCAUUCUUCGCCAGCAAGCGUAUCCGAGCAGGCACUGAGCUGACGUGGGACUAUAACUACGAGGUAGGCAGUGUUGAGGGCAAAGUGCUGCUGUGCUGUUGUGGAUCUACAGAGUGCAGAGGGAGACUACUGUAACCAGCUCUAACUAUAGGAAGCUCUUUGAUUAUAUUGUAUGAGUUUUAGUACAUUUAUGUUGACCUUAUUUUAUACAAAGCGGUUUUGUCAUGUGUCUUUUAAUGUUUUUUUCAUUUCUCCUGAAUAAAGAUAUUUCAUUGAA
Messenger RNA from Boleophthalmus pectinirostris (great blue-spotted mudskipper), 3916 nucleotides. It is a transcript of the gene setdb1b, whose product is annotated as SET domain bifurcated histone lysine methyltransferase 1b. NCBI's taxonomy places the organism in Eukaryota, Metazoa, Chordata, Actinopteri, Gobiiformes, Gobiidae. The record is from RefSeq and is a predicted model, not a curated record. Bases 115 to 3774 code for a protein of 1219 amino acids. Gene Ontology annotation, molecular function: histone H3K9 methyltransferase activity; DNA binding; protein binding. The transcript is spliced from 25 exons. Gene Ontology annotation, biological process: negative regulation of gene expression; heterochromatin organization. Gene Ontology annotation, cellular component: nucleus.